This is a messenger RNA of Cladocopium goreaui, 2403 nucleotides long. Lineage: Eukaryota; Dinophyceae; Suessiales; Symbiodiniaceae. The record is from the annotation of a GenBank genome assembly.
AUGCCGUGCUGGUGGCGUCCGCAGGAUUUGCCCUGCGUUCUGCUCUUCUUCGGUCAUGUGGGCGUCUUUUGGUACUUGGCCGUGCAAGGCCUUCAGCAAGGCGACUUGCAACGACUUUAUUUGCCCCGAGACUUCCGCGGUGCUUUCUGCGGGGUGAGCACAGGACAAGCGGACAUGACAUCCUACCCCAAGUUGGCCUUUGCAAUGAACGCCGGGGAAGUCUUGGACAAGCUGGCGUUGCAGGCCUUGUGUUCUGACGCUACAAGAUCGCAGUUAACGGACGCAGAGCAGGCCGCCUGUACGACAUCAGGUUCAUUGAACGAGGUGAAUGAUGUGGUGUCCAAGUUGGAACAGAGUAUGACAGACCCAGCGGCGGCACUGCAAAUGGCUGGGAGCUUUCCUACGCCCACCUCAGUCAUGGCAGACGCUUCCAAGUACUUAACUCCAGUAUGCACCAGUGCUUGUAGCCUCUCCACGUCAAGGAAGUACAGCUAUAGCCCACCGCCUGAUGCACCCUGGGCCUCUGCCUACGAACGGCUUUCCUCCUCAUUGCCCUUGCAGCAGUUGCAGAUGAACGCCUGGGACGAAGCCUCCUGCCCCUAUUCUGCCAGGUAUUGUGUGCCGUUCCCGGGCCUUAAUUUUCAGCCGGGACCCGACGACAUUUGCCUACCAGAGUUGGAGAGCUCGUUGGUGAGCAGCUUGACAUCAGGGAUUUCGAAGCAGCUCGACUCACUGGCGCAGUCCAAGCUGGCGAGCAGCGUUCUUGCCGAUGUCAACAAUGCCACUGGGCGGCGUAACGGGCCACCGGAGGCCACCGGAAAUCUCGAGGCAGUGGGGUCUAUCUUGACUUCGUUGGAUGCGCUGGGUGUGGUGGCCUUCGUUGCUCUGUUGUUGGGAGUGGUGUACAUGGUCCUGGUGCGCUUCUUUGCCAAGCCUGUCGUGUGGCUUUCGCUUCUUUUGAUCUUCCUUCUGCUCCUUGCGGCUGGAGCAUUGGCCAUCUCCAAGUCUUUGCAGUGUGCGGAGGCGCAGAAGAGCGCGCGUUACGCGUUGAAGUCGAGUCGUGCUGCCGAAGUGGAAGUCGGCUUUCUGGACUUUACAGAGCAAGCGGCCUUGACGGCAGUGCAGAACGUGCAGAACGUGACAGAAAAACCGAGCGACCUGCUGGUCAACUGCCAGGACUUGGGUGGCUACGCCAUCUCCAAUCCAGACCUGCGAAACGCCGUGCGGAUCGUAGGAUAUUGCUUCCUGGGCUUUGCCGCUCUGUGGCUGCUGCUAGUGAUUUGCCUUCGCAAUCGCAUUCGGCUGGCCAUAGCUGUCCACCAGGUUGCAGCGGAGUUUACAGCCAUGCAUCCUUACGUGAUUUUGCUCCCUUUGAUCCAGAUGAUCCUCAGCUUGGCAUAUUUGGCGGGCUGGAGCAUCAUUGCUGGCUUGAUGAUCACAGAUGUGCCCUCCAACUUUGUGCCUGCCCAGGCUAUGAGCAAGUCGCAGGCAAUAGCCAAUAAUGGCACAAGUCCAUGUGCUACCACCUGGCCUGCAGGCUUUCCUUAUGAGGACGUCUCGGACUGUACGGAGAACACCACUGGCGGCCAGCCUCUCUGCUGGCACUGUGCGGCGCCACGCUUUGUCCUCAACGAGCGCUUUGCAUUUGCAUUCUUCUCACUGCUUUGGCACAACGCUCUCCUUGCAGCCAUGGGCCAGUGUAUCAUCGCUGGUGCUGUAGCGACAUGGUUCUUCACCGAGAAGCGGCGGAAGGCCUUGCAGCCAGUGUUUUGCCGGGCGACGUUUAACGCCGUGAUUAAGCAUUUCGGAUCUUUGGCUUUUGGAUCGCUGAUUUUAGCAGUUGUGCAAUUUCUCAAGUGGCUCAUGCGUUUCCUAUCAGAACAGGCAAAAGUCCGGAAGAACCGGGUGCUGCAAACCAUCUUCAAAAUUCUGGCGUGUUGCCUGUGGUGCUUUGAGAAGUGCCUCAAGUUUCUGAACAAGAAUGCAUACAUCCAAGUGGCGAUCAAGGGAACCAAUUUUUGCACUUCAGCUCAGAACGCGUUCUUCCUGAUUCUACGGAACGCCAUCCGCUUUGGAGCGCUGGCGAUGCUGGGGUCGUUCCUAUAUUUCAUAGGUAUCUUGGUGAUCUCCGGCGCAACUGGCUUGGGAGGCCACUACAUUUUUCAAGCCUUCCACCCUCAGAUGAGCCCCAUCGUUCCCACCAUCCUUUACGUCAUCCUUGGCUACCUCGUGGGCCGCCUCUUUUUGACAGUCUUUGGCUUGGCGUGUGACACCUCUUUGCAGUGCUUCAUCAUGGCCGAGGAGUCGCGAAUGCGUGGGGACUUUGUUCCAAGUGCAUUGCAGUCCCUGAUGGAGAAGCAGGACUUAGGCUCUGAAGAGAAGAACGGCAAGUGCUGCUGCUAA